Molecule: messenger RNA, 624 nt
Organism: Canis lupus familiaris (dog)
Lineage: Eukaryota; Metazoa; Chordata; Mammalia; Carnivora; Canidae
Gene: AANAT
Product: aralkylamine N-acetyltransferase
Exons: 3
Coding region: 1-624 (207 amino acids)
Biological process (GO): circadian rhythm; response to light stimulus; melatonin biosynthetic process
Cellular component (GO): cytoplasm
Molecular function (GO): aralkylamine N-acetyltransferase activity
Source: RefSeq, marked provisional
AUGUCCACACAGAGCGCACACCACCUGGAGUCCGAGGCCUCGCACCUGCAGCCGGAGAUCCCGGAGGCCCCGAGCCACCGGCGGCGCCACACGCUUCCCGCCAGCGAGUUUCGCUGCCUCACUCCAGAGGAUGCUGCCAGCGUGUUUGAGAUCGAGCGUGAAGCCUUCAUCUCUGUCUUGGGCAUCUGCCCACUGUAUCUGGACGAGAUCAAGCACUUCCUGAGCCUGUGUCCAGAGCUGUCCCUGGGCUGGUUCCAGGAGGGCCGCCUUGUGGCCUUCAUCAUUGGCUCGCUUUGGGACGAGGAGAGACUCACUCAGGAGUCGCUGACGCUGCACCGGCCGGGGGGCCACACCGUUCACCUACACGUGCUGGCGGUGCACCACACUUUCCGGGGGCAAGGCAAGGGCUCCAUGCUGAUGUGGCGCUACCUGUACCACCUGGGGAGCCAGCCAGCAGUGCGCCGGGCCGUGCUCAUGUGCGAGGAUGCACUGGUACCCUUCUACCAGAGUCUGGGCUUCCACCUUGUGGGCCCGUGCGCCAUCACCCUGGGCUCACUCACCUUCACUGAGCUCCAAUGCUUCAUGCGGGGCCACAUCUCCCUGCGCAGGAACAGCGGCUGCUGA